UGAGCUCAGACUGGAAACGUGUUUUUUUUUCUCUGUCGCGUUAAAUAGUGCCACGUUCGUAAGGAAAAACGCUUACGAACAGGAAAUUGUCAUGCUAACAUACUUGUGGGGACCAACAGUUACUAACGAGGACAAAGUGUCUGUCCUCACGAGUUUGAAGCUAUUUUGAGGCUGAAAAUGUGGUUUUAGUGUCAGGAUUACAGUUAGCAUUAUGUCAAUGAGAUGUUCUCACUAAGAUAUGAAAACGAGUGGUCGCGCGUGGGUUGCUGUGACCUCUGACCCUUAAAGGAGCGGGAACAUUAGCUGGUGUUUUCCUGCUGACCUUACAGGCUGUAACUCUGACCUCUGUGAACUCAAACUAGGAUCACAGAGAGAUGUGUCUGCAGUCUGAGUCUGUCGUCUGUGUCAGGUCUCCACACAGCGCACUUUUUGACAGUUUGACGGUUAGCUCUUAGCUCAGUGCAAAACAAGUAGCUUCUCCACACCAGUUUGCACCGGUCAGAUAGACGCACACUGUGCCAUAAACUGUGAGCUGCUAAGAGAGGUCAUCCUCUGUUUACAAGCUGGCUGCAGUUAACUGCUUGCAGGCUGUGGUUUCCCUAACAAAGCUACAAGUUCACUGACUCAUCGGCUGAUUCGCUCCAGAAUAAACGACUUAUGGGUGUGAAAAUGUUUGAGUGUUUAAAAUCACAGUGAACAGCUACAAGUACAACGCUUGAAAUCAACUCCAGAGUUUUUUUCCUGCUUCCUGUAUCAUGACAUACCAGCUCACAGGUGGAGGUGACGUAUCUGAGGAGGAGGAGGAAGGCUGGCAGAGGUCUGGACCACUGAGGGAACAGAGGCAGCAGGAAGGCUUCACUCAGAAAGCUCUAAGGUGGAGGUGACGUGUCUGAGGAGGAGGAGAAGGAGAGGAAGGUUGGCGGAGGUCAAGACCACUGAGGGAUCAGAAACAGCAGGAUGGCUUCACCCAAAAAGGACAAGAUGGGCAAAGAAAUGUUGAAAAAACACAGAUGUCAGCAAUGUGAGAAGGCUUUCCACAACCUGAAGCAACUAAGGAGACAUCAAAGAAGUCACACUGAAGAAAGAUUGUACAGCUGUGAUCAGUGUGAGAAAACAUACAAAACAGUACAGACACUAAAUGUUCAUAAGAAAAUGCACAGUGGAGAGAAACCACAUAUGUGUCAGGAGUGCGGCAGUGAAUUUAUCUCAUUGGGAAACUUAUCGACUCACAUUCAACGGUAUCACACUGGAGAGAGACCGCACCAUUGUCAGCAAUGUGACAAAGGGUUUGUCAACCGAAGCGAAUUGAAGAACCAUCAGGUGGUUCACACAGGAGAAAAGCCCUACAGCUGCGGUGAGUGUGGGAAAAGUUUUUCAUGGGUUUCCAAUCUUGUCCGUCACCAGCACAUCCACACUGGGGUGAAACGGUUCAGCUGUGAGGAGUGUGGAAGGAGUUUCACUCGAUUAGAUUCUUUAAAGGUGCACAAGAACAUCCACACAAAAGAAAUGAUUUUCUCCUGUGAGCAGUGCGGUAAAGAUUUCUCUUCAUCAUCUAACCUUAAGGAUCAUGUUGUUGUGCACACCGGGGAGAAAUCACACAGAUGUGACCAGUGUGGGAAAACAUUCACCACGCUGAAAUCCCUGAGACUCCACACACGUAUUCACACUGGAGAAAAACCAUACAAGUGCAGACACUGUGACAAGACUUUUAUUUCACAGACUAACCGCACAGUACAUGAACGCAUCCACACUGGAAUAAGACCGUACAGCUGCAUUGAGUGUGGGAAAAGUUUUUCAUCGCUUCCCAAUCUUGUCUGUCAUCAGCGCGUCCAUACUGGAGUAAAACCGUUCAGCUGUGAGGAGUGUGGAAAGCAUUUCACUCAAUUAGGUACUUUAAAGAUUCACAGGAACCUCCACACAAAAGAAAUGCUUUUCUCCUGCGAGCAGUGCGGGAAGGUCUUCACUUCUCGUGGCACAUUUGAUUAUCAUAAAAGGAUCCACUGUGGAGUGAAACCCUAAAAGUGCAAACAUUGUGAGAAGUCAUUCUCCACAUUAUUGUCCUGUUCAGCACACGAGCAUGUCCACAGUGCAGAGACAGCCUAGGUGUUUUAUUUCAUUAAAAAAAAAAUUCCUAGCAUUAGCAUGGAUUUAAAAAAAACCAAAAACAUUUUUAUUAAUUUAUAUAUGUGCUUAUUUAAAACAGCCAUUUUAAUUCUUGGUUUCUAUUUUAGUGUGUUGUUUUAUGUAUUUAUUUAUUUUGAUACGAGAUUUUAACCAUUGGAUGCAAUUUUUUUCACUUUAAUAAUUUUAAGAUGUUUUCCAAAACAAAAAAGUACAAAAGCCAAAACAACAUUUUUAACGAUGUCAGAUUCAAAUAAGAGGAAAAGGAAGUGAAUUCUUCCUCAUUCCUAUCUCUGUUUUAUAUAAAGAAACACGUUCUUCCAAUUCAUGUGAUAUAGUUCUAUAAAUAUCGUUAUACAUUGAUCUAUAAUUACUUAACUACAGCUUUCCAAAGGUGCUGUCUUUUAUAUGUCAUACACAGGAUUGUUAAAAAUGGCAGGUUUGUGUGAACUGAAAAAUUUCUUUUAAACUAAGCAGUUUUUGUCUUUCUAAGAAUAUUUUAUAUGUUUAUUACUGAGUUUUGUUGUGGCAAAAACAAAAACAUCAUUUUCUUGAGGUUUUCAUUAUAUGACACUUGAUAUGAACUUUUCUUUGAAACAUGGAUACAAGUUGUUUCAGGCACAUUGUUCAGGCCUACAUCAUUACUGUGUUGCUGUUGCAUUAAUAGAACUUCGUUUUGAGGCAGCUGAAGUUGCAGAUGUUGCAGACUUUGUAAAGUUACUUUGAUUUUAACAAAGUGUUACACAAACUGAGUUGUUUGUUUAAACUGUUUUUGGAGGUCCAAACAUGACCGACCAAAGUGUUUGUUGUUGAUCCAGUAACUGAAAAUGAUUUGUUAUUACGACUCAGAGAGGACCUAACUUCUGCUGUGAGUGACGUCGAAAUACUGACUUAAAGCUUGGAUGUUUGUCAGGGUUUUGUUAACUUAUAGCAAUGUUGAUAAUAACAAUAAUAAUAAUAAUAAUAAUUUUGGACCUUGUGUUUAAGGUUUUGCCUUAUUGGCUGCUGUUCAGUCAUUUCUAACAUGAACUGUUUAUCUGUUUUCAAUGAAUUGCCAAAAUAUAAAUAAACAAAUACAAUUU
Messenger RNA from Oreochromis niloticus (Nile tilapia), 3203 nucleotides. Its product is annotated as zinc finger protein 239. Gene Ontology annotation, cellular component: nucleus. Gene Ontology annotation, biological process: regulation of transcription by RNA polymerase II. Gene Ontology annotation, molecular function: DNA-binding transcription factor activity, RNA polymerase II-specific; RNA polymerase II transcription regulatory region sequence-specific DNA binding. The coding region runs from base 958 to 2019 and encodes 353 amino acids. The record is from RefSeq and is a predicted model, not a curated record. Lineage: Eukaryota; Metazoa; Chordata; Actinopteri; Cichliformes; Cichlidae. The transcript has 4 exons.